AUAAAAAGUCUGCACUUGGAGCCAAACAGGUAAACCAUGAUUUGGACAUUGCCUAAGCAAUUCCUUAAAUCUUUCCCAUGCCUCAUAUAAUGACUCAUUAUCAAAUUGAACAAAAGUAGUAAUAUUAGAUGAUCCUAUUGAUAAUUGCAUUGUUAAUGCUUUGGAUAUGAAAGUUGAUAAUGCAGACAAUAACAUUUUGGAGGCAGCAGCUAUUCUUGGGGAAAAAUGCCAUAGGCAGCCACAAAAAGGAGGGAAUUUUCUGCCCUUAGAUGCACCGUCCACUGUGACAGUCAAGCCAUCCAAAGAGGAGCCCCCUACUCUUGAAUUAAAACCUCUUCCUUCUCAAUUAAAGUAUGUUUAUUUGGGUGAUUCAAAUACCUUACAUGUUAUAAUUUAUGCUUCUUUGACAGGAAUAGAGGAGGAAAAACUCUUAAGGGUGUUGCGAGAAUAUAAAGGAGCUAUAGGAUGGAGUAUAGCGGAUAUCAAAGGAGUUAGCCCUUCGGUUUGCAUGCAUAAAAUUCUGCUGGAGGAGGGGCACAAGCCGAUUGUUCAGCCUCAAAGACGCCUUAAUCCUAACAUGCAAGAGGUGGUAAAAAAAGAGGUGAUCAAAUGGUUGGAUGCAGGUAUUAUUUUUCCUAUCUCUGAUAGUUCUUGGGUGAGUCCUGUGCAAGUAGUGCCUAAAAAGGGUGGGACAACUGUGGUAAAAAAUGAAAAUGAUGAAUUAAUUCCCAAUAGAAUAAUAACAGGGUGGAGAGUAUGCAUAGAUUAUAGGAAACUUAAUGAAGUUACUAGAAAAGACCAUUAUCCAUUGCCAUUUAUUGAUCAAAUGAUUGAGAAACUUGCUGGACAUGAAUAUUAUUGUUUUUUGGAUGGUUAUUCUGGUUAUCAUCAAAUUCCUAUUGCUCCUGAGGAUUAAGAGAAAACAACAUUUACUUGCCCAUAUGGUACUUUUGCUUUUAGACGAAUGCCUUUUGGUUUGUGCAACGCUCCAGGUAUGUUCCAAAGAUGUGUGAUGGCUUUAUUUGCUGAAUUUGUUGAUGAGUUCAUGGAAAUUUUUAUGGAUGAUUUUUCAGUUUUUGGCUCUUCAUUUGAUGGAUGCUUACAUAAUCUGUCUAGGGUGCUUAAAAGAUGUGAGGAAACUAACCUAGUAUUGAAUUGGGAAAAAUGCCAUUUUACGGUUAGGGAAGGUAUAGUGCUAGGUCAUAAAGUAUCCUCUAAGGGUAUUGAAGUUGAUAGAGCUAAAGUUGAGAUAAUUGAAAAGCUUGCUCCUUCUAAAUCAAUUAAAGAAAUUAGGGGUUUUCUU
Messenger RNA from Rubroshorea leprosula, 1303 nucleotides. The record is from the annotation of a GenBank genome assembly. Lineage: Eukaryota; Viridiplantae; Streptophyta; Magnoliopsida; Malvales; Dipterocarpaceae.